Messenger RNA from Lytechinus variegatus (green sea urchin), 2479 nucleotides. RefSeq names its product protein phosphatase 1 regulatory inhibitor subunit 16B-like. Gene Ontology annotation, molecular function: phosphatase regulator activity; protein binding; enzyme inhibitor activity. NCBI's taxonomy places the organism in Eukaryota, Metazoa, Echinodermata, Echinoidea, Temnopleuroida, Toxopneustidae. Gene Ontology annotation, cellular component: cytoplasm. The record is from RefSeq and is a predicted model, not a curated record. Bases 35 to 1777 code for a protein of 580 amino acids. The transcript is spliced from 10 exons.
UCAACAUCUACUGGAGAAUGGUGUGGAUCCAAACAUGGGAAACGAAGACGGACUAACAGCUUUACAUCAGUCAUGCAUAGACAACAAUGAAGCCAUGAUGAGGAUACUAGUAGAGAAGGGAGCAGAUGUCAAUGUUACAGAUAGGGAAUUAUGGACACCCCUUCAUGCAGCAUCAACGUGUGGACAUAAACAUCUUGCACAUUUUCUUAUCCAAAAAGGAGCACAUCUCUUAGCAAUCAACUCUGACGGUAACAUGCCUUAUGACAUAUGUGAAGAUGAAGAAACGUUAGACUACAUAGAGUCACAGAUGGCAACGCAAGGUAUUACGCAAGAACAAAUCGAUGAACUAAGAGAAAUUGUACCAAAUCAGAUGCUGCAAGGAAUGCAAGAGAUCUAUAAGAAUGGAGGUGAUUUAGAGAUAAGAGACAAUGUAGGAGCAACACCACUCCACAUCGCCGUAGCCAAUGGUUAUGAGAAGGUGGUGCAGUACUUACUAAGCCACAACGUAGACUACGCUGCUCGGGAUAACGAUGGUUGGCAACCAAUACAUGCAGCAGUUUGCUGGGCACAGACCGACAUCAUCACUAUGUUAGUUGAAUCAGGAGCUGACCUAGAUGCAAGGACUAAUAAUGACGAAACACCUUUAAGUAUUUGUGAAGAUGACGAGAUCAGGAGUUUAAUUCAGCAGCUGAAACAGGAGAUCCAAUCCAACCGCAUUAAACCCACAGGAGGCCUUGUUAGGAGAAGCUCUAGUCGAAAUAAGAGAGGGUCAUCAAUAAGGAGAAGCAGUAAACGGGAGAAGGGCGAGAUGAGGAAACUAGAUGCUAAAGGAGAGGCAGCUUACAUGCAAUCAAAAACAGAGGAAUUAGAAAACUCUUCCGAUGGCAGCCCAGUUACAAAUAUUGACGAUGUUAAAAUCUCAGAGGAAACAAACGGACACAUAGAACAAAGUGAGGAAGGGAACACUGAAGGUGAUGAAAACGGUGAGGGGGGUCGGGUUACACCAUUGCCUGUGAUAACGGAGGAACAUCCAGACCCUGAGAGUCCCAGGAACAAAAAGAAUAAUGGGGAUUUGGGUGGGGAUGCAACCCAGGAGAAUGGGAGGACCGAAAAUGGGGACUUUGAUGAAACGGAAGGAGCCCAUCAAAAGCGGUUAGUGUCGAUCCUGAAGAAGCCGCGGUCGGAGGGCGAGGGCAUCAAGAGCCAGAAGAGCAAAAAGGAACAAAAGGAGGAGAAGGAGAAGAUCAAACGGGAGCAGAGGGAGAAGGAGAAGCAGGAGAAACAGAAGCUGAAGGAGGAGAAGGCACGGAAGAAGGAGGAGAUGAGGAAAAAGGAGGAAGAAAAGAAGAAGGAGAACGCGAGACCUGCCGGUUCACAAGGUGACGGUAUGGAGAUGGAUGAUCAGUACUCGAGCAAAGGAGAGACGUUGGCUGAUCUGAAGAGGCAGAGGGCUAGUCAACAUGGCUCACCUACAGCAGGCGGGGACAAUAUUGCAGAACUAGCUGAAAGCAAACCCUCCACUACUCCUUCCACUCAAGACCAACCCAAUGUCAAAUCCAACAAGGGACUACACAAGCUCCGCUUCUUUCGUCCCCCUACUACGUACGAGUUCAACAACCCUAGCAACAUGGGCCAGAACGGUGAAGUCGCUCUCGACGACGGCUCGAAACCCUCCAACGUUUCCCACCCCGAGGGAGAGAUGAAGAGGUUUUCGGGAGGCGUCACAGAAGUGAUGGGCCCGGAUGAUCAUAAUAGCAACUGCUGCGUCAUCAGUUAGAACUUUGUGGCUUUUAUAUAAAUUUAUAUUUUUAGAUAUUUUAUCUGUGGGGAAUACUUUUUUUCUAAAGAAAUAAGUUUUUAUUGGAUUUGAUGGACAAAACCUUAUUAUUAUUAUUGAAUAGUAAUGAAAUUCAAUGAAUUCUGAGAAUCAUUUGAUACGUAUAGAGUAAGAAUCAGAUUGUAAUUUGUUAAAUGGGUUCCAUGUAAAGUAAUAAUUUGAUUUUUUUUUUAAAUUACAAUUACGGUGCAUCUAUUUAUGUAAAAUUAUGUAAUCAGAUCCCCUGAAUUCAAUGUCAUUGAUCAAUACAGUAUUUACUCAUUUCUAAAAUGAAAAAUAAAAUCCAGUUUGGUCGUAUUAACAUAUAGUUUAUGAUUUUGUACUUAAAAUUGCACAUGGAAUGAUUAUGUCGAAAUAAAUUAUAUUUGGGAUUUAUUGAAAUGAAUGAAUGUACGACGUUCAAUCCUUUCGGAUCAAAUGAAUGCUGGCUGCUCUGUAUUGAUCCUUGCAAACACAUUUGGUAAUGGUUUAAAUUUUCAUUCCUGUGCAUGGUUUUUUGCUACAUUCCUAUAAGAAUUCUCUCUGCAUGCUCUUUUCUGUGUCAGUGAAGUUUGGAGGGAAAGAGAACUACAUACAUUUGGUAGAAGUAAAUCAACCAAGCAACUCUUCAAUUACACUACAUGGCAACGUUAACUAAUUUCA